AUGGCUAAGCGCACCAAGAAGGUCGGCGUUUCCGGCAAGUACGGCACCCGCUAUGGUGCUUCGCUCCGUAAGCUCGUCAAGAAGAUGGAAAUCUCGCAACACGCCAAGUACACUUGCAUGUUCUGCGGCAAGGACAGCGUCCGACGCACUGCCGUUGGCAUCUGGAACUGCCGUGGCUGCUCCCGCACUGUUGCCGGUGGUGCCUGGACCGUCAGCACCAUGGCCGCUGCCACCGUCCGCAGCACCAUCCGCCGCCUGCGCGAACUCCAGGAUUCGUAAAGCCCCUUUUAUUACACUCCACAAGUUCCCGCUCUUAAUUGUGCUUUUCUCGCUGCUCUCGCAACAACCAUUGAAUCUUGAUUUGAUGAGCAUUUUGUAUGGUGUGUAGUGUCACGAGUACAAAAACCUAGUCCUUCGUUU
Messenger RNA from Capsaspora owczarzaki ATCC 30864, 420 nucleotides. Its product is annotated as 60S ribosomal protein L43. Bases 1 to 279 code for a protein of 92 amino acids. Gene Ontology annotation, biological process: translation. Gene Ontology annotation, molecular function: structural constituent of ribosome. NCBI's taxonomy places the organism in Eukaryota, Filasterea, Ministeriida, Capsasporidae. Gene Ontology annotation, cellular component: ribosome. The transcript has 2 exons. The record is from RefSeq and is a predicted model, not a curated record.